CUUCAGACGGUACAACAAAACAUAUAGAACUUUUGACUGCUUUUGACAGUACUGGUACGAUUGCACGAGUUGAUUGAUCAUAAAUUUUCGGUGCAGAAUAAGUGUUGUUCCUACGUGCGGAUUGGAGUAAAAUAAACGUACGAAUAAUGGCAGCUACCAGAAAUUUGGAGAAACAAAUUGCAGAUUUACAAAUAAACAAUCCAUCUGAUAGCUCCAACAAUGAGAUGAAAAUUGGAAAGAAAAUCGGUCCUGCUGUACCCCCAAAACCAAAAAAAUCUCAGCCUGAAGUACCACAAAGUUAUACGAUAAAGGCUCCGUCCCUUCCAUCAUACAGUACUUUGUUGGACAAUAGUGGGACAAAUAAAACGCCUAUUAAUCUUUAUACAAAUUCGCCGAGUCCGUAUGUACCAUCAGGGGGUUCAUUGAAAAAUGAAAACCCUCAUUCGUCGAACGUACCCCUCAAAAAUGGCUGUGAAAAUUCAAAAUUUUAUAACAGCAAUGAAACAUUUUACACGAAUGAGCCUCACGAUGGAUUCGCGAUGAAGUACGAUUAUGACGAUAAGCAUUUUUAUUCCAACAUUCAACAGAAACAAAUGGGAAACAUUCCGUCGUUACAAGAUUUGCAUGAUCAAAGGUCCAAGAGACCUAUAAACAAUGCUGUUUAUAGUAAUGUUGAACCCACGCCUCCCAUUCUUCAGCCUGCUCUUGUCAACAAUGGCAAAGAUUUGAUUUACAGUAAUAUUCAGUGGAAUCGCAAAUCUGAAAAUACUUAUAGCAACAUUCCUGCUACCGAUAACAACGAAGACUUGCCACCGCCACCAGAGCCAGCAGAAUAUACAGUUGGCGUAACUGGCAAUACCUUCCCACCCCCUCCUGAAGAACUGCCACCACCUCCUAGUCCAGUAUCAUCCAGUUACAGCGAACUCAGACGUGCGACUUAUCAAUCGGAUGAUCUAUCAAAAAGUUAUCCGAGUGAUAUUUAUGGGCCUGACUCACAGUCGAGCUCGACGUACGAAUCGAUAUACGAGCCUAUUAAUCCACGACCAUCGUCACAGCUGUCAUGCAAUUAUUCCAUAUACUCUGGUUAUGGUUCGGCUACAUCGACUCAACCGCAGAGCAAAAUUUCACCCGUCAAGGAGGUCGAUGCACUGACUGACCUCUUGGUCCAAGGAAUGGAAGAUGCUCAAGAAGAAAGUGAUAUAUAUGGCAUUUGUGCACAUUGCGACGAGAAAGUGGAGGGGGAGGGAAAUGGAUGUUCAGCUAUGGAUAAAGUUUUCCACAUCAAAUGUUUCUGUUGCUUCGUAUGCAAAGUUAAUUUGCAAGGAAAAUCGUUUUAUUCACUCGAGGCGAAGCCAUACUGCGAGGAAGACUAUCUGAACACCCUGGAAAAAUGUUCCGUUUGUGCUCGACCGAUUCUUGACAGGAUAUUACGAGCCACUGGCAAACCAUAUCACCCAUCAUGCUUCACUUGCGUUUUAUGUGGACAAAGUCUUGAUGGUAUUCCGUUUACAGUCGACGCGACCAACCAGAUACAUUGCAUCCAGUGCUUCAACAAGAAAUUUGCACCGCGUUGCUGUGUUUGCAAGCUACCCAUCAUGCCAGAACCAGGACAGGAUGAAACAGUUCGAGUUGUGGCUUUGGACAGAAGUUUCCACACUCACUGUUACAAAUGCGAAGAUUGCGGCCUCGUUUUGUCCUCGGACUCUGAAGGACAUCGCUGCUACCCCUUAGACGAUCAUGUUCUAUGUAAAAGCUGCAAUGCUACUAGAGUCCAAACUCUAACGUCACACAUGACUACAGAACUGUAAGGUGUCUGCUGUUGGUUCGUGCAUUUUCAAUUUCAUGAGAUAGAUAUUACAACAAGAAAGAUACAGUCGGUGUUCUCUCCAGAAGACAUAUAAAAAUGCAAAGAGAUAAAGUUUAUAAGGGAAACUCAAAUUAGAACGCUGGAAUAGUUCGAUUUUUGCGAUGUCGUCGUAUACUAUCGAAAUCUUAUAAUUCGAGACAUAUAUUCGAUAGUGAUAUAUUGGCAGCAGAUUUCAGAAAAUACAGAAUAUCCCAAGAAAAGGUUAAUUUUGAGAUUCAAGAGUCUUCAAAAAAUAUAAAUAGUGAUGGAGAAUACUUUCGUUAUCAAAGAUUAAUUUCUCUGAUAGUCUAGACUUUUUUUUCCAAGAACCGAUGAUUUGGCUCAUUGCAGUUGUUAUAAAAAAUCGCAGAAAUUACAUUUUCUAGUAUUUCAAUUCACUUUAUCAUUUUAAGGCCAUAUGGAACCUCGACCACAAGCCGCCAUACGUUUAAAAGACUUCCGUAUUAUCUAGUUUUUUUUUCUAGACCAUAGAUCGUUGGGAAAAAUAUAAAAAUCCACGAUUGGCUGUGUUGAAAAAACGAAUAAGGAGGUUUCAAUUAUUUGCUUGCGACGUAAUCCGUGUAGGAGAUACUCAUAUACAGAACUUUUUACUGACUGAACGCGUUUUCCAUUGAUUCAAUGUUUUAUAACAAUUUUUACACUUAUUCGGGACACGAAUGAGCAUAGCACGUAUUUUUUCGGAACUUACGUUUCCGAUUUCCUAAUAUCGAUGUCAAUAAUUCAAGCGUUAUAGUUUUAUUUUUAAUAAAGAUAAGUUAACGGGACUCAAAUUGCAAAGAAAAUCAUGUGUUUAAGGUAGAGUAUUGGUAAUCGGGCGACUGCAAAAUUUUUAAAGCAUUCCAACUACUUCAUGCUCCAUUUUGGUUGCGGGGAUUGAAGAUACGUGUUCAAGUUAAAUAGCAACCAACUCUAAAAGAGAAAACUGCCAAUAAGAUUUCAUGUCCGACAUCGACAUUAUUAUUAUACGCUAAUGAGGAAAUUCCCAUAAUGUUCCCGUGUAACUGUAUUUGUAUUCUACGAUCGUUGAGACAUGAGUGAUGUAGUGAAUAGGUAAUCGGAUAUCGACCUAGUAAAUUUGGGAUACUAUUGUUUUUCAUCAAACAAUACGGAAUAGUUUAUCUCGACUUUGCUUCAAUCCAAAUUAUUACAAUAUUAAGCAAUGUUAUUCGCAUAUAAGAUGUCUGUAUUAUUGAAUGCUUCAAUAAAAUCUUCGGUCUGAAUGAUUCUUCGGCCGAUAGAGUAAAA
Messenger RNA from Venturia canescens, 3112 nucleotides. RefSeq names its product thyroid receptor-interacting protein 6 (gene Zyx). NCBI's taxonomy places the organism in Eukaryota, Metazoa, Arthropoda, Insecta, Hymenoptera, Ichneumonidae. The coding region runs from base 147 to 1808 and encodes 553 amino acids. The record is from RefSeq and is a predicted model, not a curated record. Gene Ontology annotation, biological process: cell-cell adhesion. Gene Ontology annotation, cellular component: focal adhesion; stress fiber. The transcript has 6 exons.